Molecule: messenger RNA, 4737 nt
Organism: Geodia barretti
Lineage: Eukaryota; Metazoa; Porifera; Demospongiae; Tetractinellida; Geodiidae
Source: the annotation of a GenBank genome assembly
AGAGCCCAGGAGAUCAUAGAUGAGGCUCUGGAGUCCUGCAGUCUGGACAUGAGGAACCUCGUGGCCGUCAUCACUGGUCUCAUGGGCUCCGGGAAGACGUGGCUCCUCAGCCGUCUCUUCAACCAACUCCCUCCAGAAUUCUACACCAGUACUGGAGUGGCAGAACAGUCGCUUCGGAGCCUCCUCCACCACAUCAUCAACAUCUCCGCUUCCAGCUCCUGGGAGCCUUUCUCACGCAUGCAGAUCCUGAAGUUCCUGGCCUGUGUGUUCCAUAGGAAACCUCUGCCUCCUCUGGAAUCUAUCGCUUCUAAAGUUUCAGUAGCAACCACAGCCCUUUCCGCUAGUGCUUCACCCUCCCCCACCCUCCCUGCCCCACUUCCAUCAACACAGAGCUCCACAAUUCAGUCCAUGGUAAGGCUGGUGAAAGCCCCGAAGAGCUCACAGAAGCUUUCAAUGCUGGAGCUAGUCCACAUGAUAGACACUGGAGGGCAGCCGGAGCUUCUGGAGAACUUGCCCAGUCUCAUCCACCACUCCCACCUUGCUAUACUAGUCCUGAAUCUCAUGUUUGGCCUCGAUGAGCAUCCCUCCAUCGACUACCACGAGGAGGGAGAGGCUUACAAGCGAUCUUUACCUUCCCAGUACUCCAACAGGCAGAUCAUACAGAAGCUUGCGUCCACCCUGCAAGCCAAGAGGUUCUCACAGCAAAAGGGCCAGUGCUGCCAGCUACUGGUAGUGGCAACACACAGAGAUUGUGUGCCAGAAGGUGAGCUCCCGGCUAGGGUCAAAGCAUUCGACCAGGCCCUGAGGGCCGUUCUACUGCCGUCCAACAACGAAGAGCUCAUCUGCUUCUCAGCCAAUCAGAUUCCGUUUGUCCUAAACCUCAAGGAUCCUGACGAUGACGACACGGAGAGGCUGGAUCUCAUCCGCAGUAAGGUCAGCGAGAGUGAGGCGGGAGAGGUGGUCAAGACACCAGGGUCCUUUCUGGUGUUCGAACAAGAACUGAUGGAGUUUGCGAAACAGACUGUCGACAGAGACAUCCUCAGCCUUGACGAGUGCCUAAUGAUAGGAGCAAGGCUCAAGAUGAAGCCAGAGGUGGUAGAAGCUGCCUUGAUCUUCUUUCACCGCCAGUUCACACUCCUAUACUUUCGCCACAUCCUCCCCAAUCUUGUCUUCACGAGGCCCCAAACACCGCUCGAGUGCAUCAAUGCUGUCGUGAGGUUCAGCUACAAGGUGGGCUCUGGGGAAGUGAAGGGGGUGACAGAGAAACUGGUGUCAUCUCUGAGAGAUGGUAUCAUCACAGAGGAAAUCCUGAGCCACAAGCAGCUCACCCAAUGCUUUAUUCCAGGCCUGUACGAGCCUCGUGAUGCAAUGGAUCUUCUCUGCCACACACUCACACUGGCUCCAUUGAGUCGUGAGAUUCAGUCAACAUCAGGCGCCAGUCCAGCUACCACCGGCCUACCAGGUCCCCGUGUCAAGAGAGAGAAGAGAGAGUAUCUGAUGAUGAGUCUCCGAUCAGCCAUUCCCGACAAGGACAUCCCACAGCACCUCCCCCCGCCCUCAGAGAUAGCUCCACUGGUGGUCCAGUUCACCAACAACUGUGUCCCCCUCAGCUGCUUCUCCAGGACCAUCUCCUGCCUCAUGGCCGUGUACGACUGGAAGUUGAGCAGAGCCGACGAUGGAUCCCCGCAGUGCCUUGCUCACAACGUCGUCUCGCUCUACAAGCCUCACACACCUGGUCAAAUUGUCCUAGUGGACACUGGCCACAGCUUUCAGAUCCACAUGCACGUUGAUGGAGACACCGACCCAAGCUCCCUUUCGAAGCUCUGUUUCCAAGUCCAAGAAACGAUCUUUGCAGCGAUCAACCAGGUCUUUGAUCUACUGGAGCUCGCCAAGAUCGAAGUGACUCCUGCCUUCCUCUGCCCCUGCCCGAGACGGCCUCUCCCUCACACUGCCUCUGUCUACCGGUUCGAGUCCCAAUGGCUUCUCCACUGCUCUGUGGGAGAGAAGGACGCUGGGGCAGCUCAGAUUCGACAUAAAGUGUGGCUGGAUGCUCCAUAUGUGGAGCAAGAAAAACCGUCUCUUCCGAAACUUCUACGACUCAAGAUACCGCAGAAGGUUGGGGCAAACUACAUGCAGUUUGGGAUUCUCUUGUUGAACGAUGAAGAUGGGACAUUGGUCGAGGGACUCAGAUGUGAGUACCAGGGUAGGUGUGAGGGGGUUGUGCGUGGGAUUCUGAUGGAGUGGGUGAGAGGGAAGGGCUCAGCCGUGACGUGGAAAACGCUGACCGACACACUGAGGGACUGUGACUGUGCUGCUCUCGCAGACCAUAUUGCUAGUACCAACUUAUAAGAAUCUUGUCUCGGUCCCCAGAUAUCAUGCGCAUGCGCUGUCAUUCAAGCGCCCAGCGAUAUGCUGCGGAGGUUGCGUACCGAAGCGAAGCCACGGGUUUGUUCCUUUCGCCCCUUUAGUUGGAGACGUGGAGUGGCAGCCACGGUAGUGAUGGACAACCAGGAGAGGGAACAAGGCGGUGAUCCCAAUGGUACGAGUGAACGCAGCUCGGGCGGGGGCGGUGGUCCCACUGCUGAGACGCCAGACAAGCCAGACGAGGAGUUGAAGAGUUCCGACGAAAGCAGUCAAAGUGGACGAGGAAGCUACAACGGACGACACACCUGCAGUAGACCAGCCCGAUCCUCCGCCCAGUCCCAAACGAAGUCGGGGUACUUUCAGGAGAUUUUUUAGCAACUUUCUCAGCUACGACAGGACAUCCAGUGAUGCAGAGUCAGGUAGAGAGUAGGACUCCAUGCAUUUCUAAUGUUCCCACAUGGUAUGGGAUUUUUUUGCAACGCAGAGAAAAUCGACUUCAGUCAGCUCCCAAUUGAAAAGAAGAGAAAUUACUACAAGUGUGGGAAAGACUAUCUGACUCUUUCAGACAUCCCACCGUGGUCUGAGGGUUGCAAAAGUCUUCCACGUCCCAAGAUGAAGAAGAGGUCAGAACCACUUGCGUUUAGUGUGGAUGAUGACCUGAAUGGAAAGGUGUCGCUGUGGAGAGGGGAUAUAACUAGACUCGAGAUUGAUGCCAUAGUGAAUGCAGCCAACUCUAGUCUGCUGGGAGGGGGCGGAGUCGAUGGGGCCAUCCACUCUGCAGCUGGGAGGGGCCUCCUGCGAGAGUGCAGGACAUUGGGAGGCUGCGACGCAGGUGACGCCAAACUGACACAAGGAUACCGACUGCCAGCCAAGUAUGUUCUGCACACUGUCGGACCGAUGAACAACAAGAAAGCAGUUCUGGAGAACUGCUACCGACGUUGCUUAGAGUUGGCACUUGUGCACAACAUCAGAUCUCUUGCCUUCCCUUGUAUUGCUACUGGAGAGUACGGAUUUCCUAACAAGAAGGCAGCACAAAUAGCUCUGGUGACAACUCGGAAAUGGCUGGAAGAGAACAGGGAGAAGGUGGACAGAAUCAUAUUCUGUGUUUUCACAGAAACCGACUACAACUACAAACUCUACUGCCGAUAUCUCCACCAUGUCUACCCCAUUGAGCCUUCAGUCAUUCAGGAUUCUCAGGAACGUGUGCCUGCUGCAGCUAGAGAGGACAACAGACCAUUAAAGCCGACUAUGGUCAAGUCUCUUAGCACUCCACCAACAAAGGGUGGUUCCGGAGGGAAAUCUACACGAACAGAGUCUGACAGUACCUCGUCUAAUCCGACUGGAUCAGGAGUACCGAUUAAUUCCCCGUUGAUAUCAGUAGAACCCAGCCCCUCAGCUAAUGCCCCACCACAGACUGGGGAGAUUGGUGAGGGCGGGGAGAUUGGUGAAGACGGGGAGGUUGGUGAGGGUGGUGGAGUUAAAAUGGAAGUAGAGGAACAAGGAGACAAGGAGGUCAAGUCAGCAGAGAAUGUUCCUGGUGGGGGUGAGGAGGAAGAAAAGGAAAAACUGAAGAGUGAUGAGGAAAGAAAGGAAAGACGUGAAACUGCUGGAGGUGGUGGUGAAGAGAAUAGAGGGGAUUCUGAUACUUCACACGCAAAGGACCCUGGCUUUGAAUCAUAAACAUCUUCCGUUUUACAAUUCACAAUAAUAUUGUACGCUUCACAUAAAAUUUCCCAUUGAAUAAGAGAGCAAUGAAGCAGUCGAUCUACAUCAGUGGAUAUGUUCCAGUACUCCUUGUCUGAUGAGAGGCUCACACUGAGACCUUGGGAGGUAGUGCUGAGUGUUCUUGUGCAGCAGGACCACUGUCCCGUCCUCCAUCUCAAACUCCCCGUAGUCCUCCAGACACCGGACCUCCACCAACAGGCUCUUCGGAGGCUGGAGGUGCUGCGUGAGGUCCAGACCGGUGGGGGCGAUGGACCGCAUGUACGUCGCCAGUGAGCGGUUGUAGUGCGUGAACCACUGUAUCUCCUGCUCGCACAGACUGAGUCUGAAGGAGGGAGGGAGAACGCUGCCCGUCUGCCACCGGUAGUCCCUGAUACGAGUCAUGCGGUGGUGGACGUAGGCCAGGAGGCAUCGCUGGUUCCUCUCCAGACAGGCGUGCCUCAACUGGAUACCUGAAAGGAGUCCCCUCUCCCCAUCAGUGGUGGCGCGGACCUCCAACUGGUUCUGCUCGAAGAGGGCGCGCAUCUCCUCCACCACCUGCCUGAUGCCGUCCUCGUUGUAGGGGGGCAGGUUUCCGUCUUGAGACCUCUUCAGCUCCCGCACAAGUUCCAGCGCCUUCUCCCCCAAACAUCGCGCACCCAAAUCCAAAAU